Prunus avium (sweet cherry) is the source of this 918-nucleotide messenger RNA. Lineage: Eukaryota; Viridiplantae; Streptophyta; Magnoliopsida; Rosales; Rosaceae. The record is from RefSeq and is a predicted model, not a curated record.
UCCCCUGCUUCGAUGAAAUAUAUAUCACUUCGAAGUUCCCCAAAGCUCUGCAUUGAAGAAAGCGUUGAUUAUUACUCUACCUUCAAGUGUAGUCGUUCUAUUGCUUCUAUUAGCUUUCGUGUGGAAAAUGGGCUGGCUGGGGAAAAGAGAGUUGAGAGAAAUACAGAUAGGCCAAGAUAAACAUGUUACCCUUCAAGAAUUAAUAGGUGCAACUCGAAAGUUUAGCAGCAAAAUGGAGAUCGGUAGAGGGCAUUUUGGAAGGGUUUAUAAGGCUGAACUGGAAGGUGGUCAAACUACUGUAGCUGUUAAAAGACUCUCUACUCACUCAAAAGAAAAAGUUGAGGAAUUCUUAAAUGAAUUCUAUACCUUAAAGUCAUUGAGGCAUGAGAACCUUGUUCAAUUGUUGGAUGGUUAUUUUGGAGAAGGGUUGCAUUUGCUCAUCUAUGAAUAUAUGCCAAACCUGUCCAUUGCAGACGCUUUUUUUGGCUCGAACUCCAGAUUGAAGUUUAAUUGGGAAACUAGAUUUAACAUUUGCCUGGGAAUAGCAAGGGGUUUAGAUCAUCUUCAUGAGCACCCUAGACUCAAGAUGGUUCAUAGGGAUAUCAAAGCUGAAAAUAUCCUCCUUGAUGGAGCUCUUAAUGCUAAGAUCUCAGACUUUGGAAUGGCAAGCCUGUAUACCGAGGAAGAACAACUUAUGAUCAUCAAAGUGGAAGCACCAAACGGACAUAUGGCACCUGAGUAUGCAAUUCAAGGAUUUGUAACAAGCAAAGUUGAUGUUUACAGUUUUGGGGUGGUUAUACUCGAAAUUGUUAGUGGGAAGAAAAAUGCAGGAUACAAAUUUAACCAUGAGAGUGAGUAUCUCUUGGACAUGGUAAGCAAAACUGACAGGACGUACGGUGUUUUAUAAUUUCUCCUACU